Messenger RNA from Amblyraja radiata (thorny skate), 1966 nucleotides. Its product is annotated as disks large-associated protein 2. The record is from RefSeq and is a predicted model, not a curated record. Gene Ontology annotation, biological process: signaling. Gene Ontology annotation, cellular component: postsynaptic specialization; glutamatergic synapse. The coding region runs from base 1 to 1935 and encodes 644 amino acids. The transcript is spliced from 9 exons. Gene Ontology annotation, molecular function: molecular adaptor activity. NCBI's taxonomy places the organism in Eukaryota, Metazoa, Chordata, Chondrichthyes, Rajiformes, Rajidae.
AUGGGUGGUGGUGCAUGGCGUUGUAUGUUCCAGGUGCCCCAGGAUGAGUGGGCAGGAUAUCCCCUGGGAGGCAAGGAUGAGGAGAUCCCGUGUCGAAGGAUGAGGAGUGGCAGCUACAUUAAAGCCAUGGGAGACGAUGAGAGCGGGGAGUCGGACACGAGCCCCAAAGACUCACCGAAGGCCACCAGUCUCCAAGAAACCCUGAUCAAGGCCGCUGCCGCACACAAAAUGGACAAUCAGAACCAGAACUACCUACAGUCGGCGAUCGAGGUGACCAUCAACCACAGCCUGGAUCCCAGCGGCAACGAGAACUCACCCAAGUUCCGCUCGAGAAACCAGAGCUACAUGCGGGCGGUCAGCACCCUGAGCCAGGCCAGCUGCAUCAGUCAGGUGAGCGAGGCUGAGGUGAACGGGCAGUUUGAGUCGGUUUGCGAGUCUGUGUUCGGAGAGAUUGAGUCUCAGGCAGUGGAUGCGCUGGACCUGCCGGGCUGCUUCCGCACGCGCAGCCACAGCUACCUGCGCGCAAUCCAGGCCGGGUACUCGCAGGAUGACGACUGCAUCCCCUCCAUGUCAGCGGCCAUGAUGGCCUCCUCCAUCAGGGCCACCACAGUAACUUGCACUAGCUACAAGAAGACACCGCCACCGGUGCCACCGCGCACCACGUCCAAGCCGGUCAUCUCAGUGACGGCACAGAGCAGCACGGAAUCGACACAGGACGCCUACCACGAGAACCGUUGCCAGCAGAUCCCGUGGAGCCAGGAGGGCAAAGUGCUGUACAACUCCACCGACAGCCUGGACAGCAGCAAGGCGGUCAACAUGGCCCUGGAGGCUGCGGCGCUGCACCACGCCACCAACAACUGCCGGGGUGCCGUCAUGCUGACCCGAGACAAGGCCAUCCUCACUCUGGACGUGGCCAAAGCUCAACAACUCCUCAAGAACCGACGCUCCUCCAUCGGCAUCCAGGUGGAUGCGGUGGAGCCGGCCACAGACUCGGACACGGACAGCCGGGGGCUGCGGGAGUAUCACUCCGUGGGAGUGCAGGUGGAAGAUGAGAAACGGCGCGGCCGCUUCAAGCGGUCCAACAGCGUGACGGCCAGCGUUCAGGCGGACCUGGAGUUGGAGGGUUUCCCCGUACCGGUCAGCAUGGAGGACAAGGGGCAGCAGUUCGGCAACUCGUUCCAGCGGCACUCGGAGCCGUGCACGCCCACCCAGUACACGGCGCUCAGGACUGUCCGCACACAGGGGCUGCUCAGCUACCGGGAGGAUUACCGCACGCCCCUCGACACAUCCGCCUUCCCGCCCCCGGAGCCGUGGCUGGAGUCGGUGCCUCCGCCCGACGCUGGCCGCAUGUCGCCCUGCCGCAGGGACGGCCAGUGGUUCAUGAAGCUGCUGCACGCGGAGACAAAGAGGAUGGAGGGAUGGUGCAAGCAGAUGGAGAGAGAGGCCGAGGAGAAUGACCUGAGUGAGGAAACCUUGGGGAAAAUCCGGAGUGCCGUCGGCAGUGCCCAGCUCCUGAUGUCCCAGAAAUUCCAGCAGUUUUACUGGCUCUGCCAGCAGAAUCUGGACCCCAGCGCCAUGCCGCGCCCCACAUCCCAGGACCUGGCCGGCUUCUGGGACCUGCUGCAGCUGUCCAUCGAGGACGUCAGCAUGAAGUUUGACGAGCUGCACCAGCUCAAAGCCAACGACUGGAAACCCAUCGAACCACCCGACAAACAGGAGGAGAGGAAGAUCCCGCCCCCAGUACCAAAGAAGCCGGUGAAGGGGAAGGUGGCCAUCGUGAGGGAGAAGUCUCUCGACCUGCCCGAACGGCAGCGCCAGGAGGCACGCAAGCGGCUGAUGGCCGCCAAACGGGCAGCUUCCUUCCGACAGAACUCUGCCACCGAGCGAGCGGACAGCAUCGAGAUCUACAUCCCCGAGGCCCAGACACGGCUGUGAGCAGCGGCCCCUCACCCCCUCACUCCCUCCU